AUGGAGGCCGACCAGUUGGCCGUCAGACUCGACGAUGUGAGGGCCAUCGCCGAUGCCACCUUUCGAUUGACCUUUAGCUUCACCAAAAACGACGGCAAGUUGAAAUCGGAGAUCCGGGCCGUUGCCAACGAAAUACAAGACAUCGCGGGCUUGUUGCAUCGACUUUCUCUGUUAGCAUCAGGACUUGAAGAGACUAAGGACCAUGAUUCGGACAUCAAUGCUGCCCCGCCCCCACUGGUCUCAUGUCGCACCACUUUAGAACAACUAGGGGGAUCGCUAAGGAGACGAACAAAUAGAUCGGACGACGACGGAUGCGAACAGAAAAGGUAUGCCGAUGUCAAGUGGCCAUUUACGAGGGCCUGGACAACAGAUCUCCUGAAUGAACUGAGUGAGCACAAGAAGACAAUUUCAGAAGGACUGAAUGGAGAAUCCAUCAAACAUCUGUUACAGUUACUAUCAAAAGGGAAGUCUGUGGCAACCAUACGUGACGAAGACUGGAUAUCCGAAGUUUUCACCGACUUUCUCCAAUCCUCUGGGUAUUUCCAAGGCAUCUAUAUGGUCCUCAAUACCUUUCUACGCGCCCGAGAAGAUUCAUACAUCAAGAUACAAGAUCGAUACAAACACUUUUCAAUACAGUCGAGCUUUUUCCAAGGAGAAGACUUCGAAAAUUGGCUUGAUAAGGGAGGAUCACACCUUCUCUUCACAGCUCCUCCGGGCGGGGGGAGAACCGCCUUCACCGGCGCACUAGCACGGGAAACCUUUCGGCGACGCCGUGCACGAACUGUUGUUGUACCCAUCUACUUUGAGCUUCUAAGUGGAUGGACCAGAUGGACCACGGAUAUGAACAUACUUGGCACCAUCGUUGCUCUGAUCGCGCGCCAGAAUCAGGGCGCGUUCGAAGUCUUACGCCGAUAUCGUCGCGACCUAAAUAUCCAACCGAGAUGGGCAACAAACGGAGCGAGCAUGGAAGGACUGAAAGGUGUUCUUUGGCAAAUGUCAACUUUCUUUGAACAUGUCUUGGUCAUUGUGGACUGCUCAAAGUCUGGCGGAGAUGGCAUCAUACCGAUGAUCGCCUCUUUGUUAAAGACUUCCAAAGAAUCCGCACCGAACUUUAGUUUGGCAGUGGUUUGUCAAGACCUCGAGUUUGUUCGGGAGUCUUUGGGCGAAUCCGUCACUAAAUGUGACAUUGCACCAUCCAUGGCCAUCUUGCAGGCUUUCGCUGCCACCGAGGUAGAAAGACGAGUCAGGACCGGGGCUCUGCGGUUCCAACGGACAGCAGUGAAGGAUGCUACGAUCCGCAAACUCAGCGUUGGUGACGACCAUGUCUUCUGGAAGAUCGCAUAUCAACUCGACCACCUCUGCUCCUUGCAGUCCCACUCUGAGCAGGUUGAGUUUCUGGAGAAGCUCCCAUGCUCGCUGCACGACACCUACCGCUUAACGCUGGAAGAAUUUCAAAAGCGGACGCCAGAAUCUCGAAGCUUGAUCCUCAGGGCUUUACAACUGACGAAAUGUUCGCGCCACAAACUGAGUGCCCAAGAGUUCUGCCAAGCCCUUUCAGUUUCAGGCAUUUCCGGGCUAGAUCCUGAGAUGUUGGAAUAUCCGGAGGUGGACGAAUCAGAGAUUCUGCGACAAUGCAGUCCUAUGAUCAUAAGAUCGCUGGAUGGCAACAAUCAGACAUACCCUUGGAGCACUGUCGGUGCUUUGGCCCUGAAGACCUCAGAAUGGGCUAGGAAUUCUGAAAUCUUCGCGAUUGUCGUUAGAGGAGGUGCUCAACUGCACGAUGACAUUAUCGCUGUGUUCAGGUCGAUCUGUCGCAAGUGGACAAAGCAUAAAGAUGCAGGAGCCAAGGAACUUAUUCAGGACAUCUUGGAAAUCUUAAACGGAAUGGUUGAAAAGAAAGAGGGCGAAUCGCUGGCUUAUCUCAAAGCUUUCCAGAAGGCGGUUUCGGAAACCACUGACAUCGACAUACCAUUGCCUGUCUCGCAAGGCAUCUCCGAUGACAUGCUUGUCCAACAGAUGUGGAAAUCAAUCGACGAUGACAACUUGAAAGCGAUCGAGGAUCAAUCUCAAAGUAACACAAGAAUUAAGGACCUCCUAAAAGGCGACAUCUUGAUGAAACUGCUCGACUUCGCUGCCGCAUGCUCAGCUGUCAACUGCUUGGACCACUUGCUCACAAAUUACAUGGCCGAAAACGGCUCAAAUGAUUGGAAAAGCAAAGCUGUGCUUUAUUGCGUCGAAGAUGGAAAGCAAGAAGUCCUCUUAUGCUUAUUGAAGGAUGGUGCUCAAACCAUGAGAGCCAAUGCGAGAGGAAGCACCAUCUGGCAUCUCGCAGCUGCUAAAGCUACCUCAACUGGAAUUCUCAAAAUCUUACUUGAAAACAGUGACGAGGAAGAACGAAAAGAUGCCUUGAGAAUGUUGAAUGAGAGUGGCCGUACCGUGCUUGCCAAAGCGCUAGUCAGCAAACAGUACUCAAACGCCUCUAUCAUCCUCAAAUACUGCAAAAAGGAUCGUGCGUGCCUCAAGAGCAGACAUCCAUCACUACCUCACCUUGUGGCGGGUAUUCAGGAUAGCGUCUUACUCAAGGAGUUGCAUGAUUGCGAAAUGUUCGAAUUUGUGGCUAAAGACACGCCUCUCAAUUACUUCCAUAUAGAAGAUUCAGCAGGUGUGGAAGCGACUCGCCAACUCCUCGAAAUAUUUCCCUACCCUUGUUCCGACCAGCCUCCAACACCCUUAAGGAUAUACCUGUCAAGAUCCGACUUGAACAUCUACAAGAAAGAACUUGUAGCACUUCUUGUCCAGAAAGAGCUGUCUGCCGCACCUAUCGUCAACGGUAUUCAUACCUGGCAGUGGUUCUGCAAAAGCGUGCAGGGUUAUUUCAGAAGAGCAUCAGAAGCUGAGGCCUGGGAAGUUGUCGAACUUGUGAAGCUCAUGGUCCAUCUCGGUUGCAUGGACGAUUAUGAAAAAGCUAGAGAAACAUCUGGGCUGGUAGAGAUCGUUCCUCUCUUUGAUGUCGACUCAAUGCCGAGGGCGUUUACACCUGACAACGACGCUGUACUUGCGACUGAAGAGAUAUUCGGCAUUGUUCAUGACACAACGACCUUACCUCAGUACUACAAAAGUAGUGGUAUGGAUAUCAAGGUCAUCAAGUGGACUAUUGCUCACAAUUCUUGGCACCUGUUUCGUCGUCUUAUCCACACGGAUAUUGAUGUUCAUAAAAGGGACGGGAGAGGAAACUUGUUAGAGUACGUGUGCUCUCACGGUACCGAAUUCAACGGUCAUAGGAUGCUCGCGAAUCUUUUAGAACGAGCUGAGAAAGAUCGUCUGAACGAGCUGAAUCCCGACGGAAACCUUGGUCUCUUACACCUACUAGGAAUGCCAUAUGGCAAGGAGGACUUAUCUUCAGAUAGUAGUCCCUUGUUCAGUCCUAGUUUUAUCCCGAUGGAGAACUUCAGUCAACCACAAGGUUCAGCUUGCCCAAUGCGUUUAGGGCCGGGGGGAUUCGCGGCAUUGAGGAUACCACGCGACAACCCAAAGUUUAGCAUACUCCAACGACUGCUUGACGAGCACAUGGAUCGCCAGCUUCUCAGCAAAAGGGGUAAUUUUUCAGCCUUGAGUACGCACAUAAGAUACUGUUAUCUUGACACGGCACGCCUUUUACUUUUACGCGGAUCACCAGAGACUCUCUCUACCUCUGACAAGUUUGGGUGGACUCCUGUAGCGUGGGCAUGCGCGCAUGGCUACACGGAUAUCAUCGACCAGAUGGCUGCAUCCUCCUGUUCUGAAUCUAUUUGGGACUUCCAGGUUGAGGUGGCAUUGGGUGUUGAAGCAGCUCCCUCAUUCACGAAGCCCUACCGUGGCCUCUGCGCUCUGCACCUUGCGGUACUUGCCUCGGCAAAGACUGUAUCGUUUCUGCUGAAUCACGGUUUUGCCUCAGACCUUGACAUCACUGAUGCACAAUUGCAUACCCCUUUACACUUUGCCACAAUGUUUGGGCAGCUGGAAACCAUCAAAGAACUUGUUUCUCGGGGGUCAAAUAUCAACGCUAAGGACUGCGACGGAUGGACCCCCUUGCACUUCGCAAUCCAUCUCGAGAAGAAAGACACUGUUGAGCUCCUUCUGGAGCUCAGCGCGGCCCAUAUGGAGACGAAGAAAGGAGAAACGCCGCUCGAUUUUGCUAUGCCCAAGGAAGAAUACUAUAUCAAACGAGUUCAAAGGUCCAUCCAACAAAACCUGAAGACUGGCGCAGAAAUUCACUGUGACAAGCAAUGGCUGGCCUCUCUCUCUCGGACCAUGGAAAAGACCAUCAUUGACGGCGAUACUAAAAUUUGUAGAAAGAUUCUUAAGGAAGGUUGCCCGGUGGACAUCAAGAUGAGAUCUUGCCAUACUUGCACAGCUCUCAUUUUCGCUUUGUCACGUAACGAGGUGUCUGCGAACAUCGUCGACACCCUGGUGGAACACGGAGCAAGUUUCCGUGGAACUACCUGUGCCCGCCAUACGUGCGGAAAUUUCAAGCGAUACGGUAUCCGCCAUUUCAGCGACUACACUUCAGACAACUCCUCAUCUUCCUCGUCCUCCUCAUCAUCUGAUAGUGAUGAUAACAAAAAGUACCGGCAGUAUGCCUGGCCAUCGUUUGGAUCUACCAGUCUUGACAUGCUCAUGUGGGAGGAUGAUUUGUUCGAGAAAAUUUCAACAUGGCUAUGCUCCGUUCCGGAAGAAGACAUGAUAUGGCUCAUUGACAAUUCCAUAGCCGUCCAUGUAGCUGUGGAUCGCGGCAGCCUCAAGGCUCUACAGGUUCUCUUAUCUCACGCUGCUAAGAUCGGUGAUGGUCUUCACAGAAACUUGGCUUAUGAGCUUGUGAACAGGACUGGAUGGCAUUCUGGGCCCUACGUAGCCUCGCCUCUUCAGGACGCAGUCGAUGCUUGCAACCUGGAGCUUGUCCGCCUUCUCCUCGAAUAUGGAGCAGAAGUUGACAAGAAAACCACAGCGAAGGGAACUGCCCUUCACCAAGCCGCAAAUCACGAAAGCAUCGAGCUUGCACAACUUCUUUUGGAGCACGGGGCCUCGCUUGCAUCCAGAGAUUAUAACCGUGGAUUCACCCCUCUGGAAGAAGCAGUUCAGUCUGGCAACACCGAAAUGGUGAACCUCUUUUUGGAUCGUGGGGCAUCUGCAUCCCUCUUCAAACGAUAG
This is a messenger RNA of Colletotrichum tamarilloi, 5187 nucleotides long. Its product is annotated as ankyrin-2 ankyrin. The transcript is spliced from 4 exons. The record is from RefSeq and is a predicted model, not a curated record. Gene Ontology annotation, molecular function: protein binding. The coding region runs from base 1 to 5187 and encodes 1728 amino acids. NCBI's taxonomy places the organism in Eukaryota, Fungi, Ascomycota, Sordariomycetes, Glomerellales, Glomerellaceae.